GCAAGAGGGGGGAGGGGGGGCUGCGCAUCCCUUCGAGGCCCUCCGCAGCUGGGGAGCUGUCAGCGCAGGCAGACUUCUUGUUCCAGUGCUGGUCAACAGUGAUAGUGAUGUUACUAGUCCAUUGCAUGCAGGGAUGUCUGAUGGUGAGCAGGAAAGGAAGCAGCUUUAGACAGUAACUUCAGCUGCCUAUAAAUGAGCAUCAAAACACAGCAUUGCCACGGCUGUCUGCCCAGCAGACCUGGUUACAAGAGCCAGAGGGAUGGUGGUAGUCACAGGGCAGAACAAAGCCAGUGGAAAUCUGGACAAUGCCAUGUCGAGUUCAGAUGCAGAGGAUGACUUCCAAGACCCUGCCACUCCUACUGCAACUCAGGCAGGGCACUCGCUGCCUCUGCUGCCUCAGCAGUUCCCAGAAGUUGUUCCGCUUAAUGUAGGAGGCAUGUAUUUCGCUACCAGGCUGUCAACGCUAAGACGCUAUGAAGAUACCAUGUUGGCUGCUAUGUUUAGUGGAAGACACUACAUUCCAACAGAUGCUCAAGGCAGAUAUUUUAUUGACAGAGACGGAACUUACUUUGGAGACGUUCUUAACUUUCUGCGAUCUGGUGACCUGCCACCGAGAGAACGGGUGAGGUCAGUUUACAAGGAAGCUCAAUAUUAUUCCAUAGGACCAUUGCUGGACAAUCUAGAGGAAGUCCAGCCUCUUAAAGGAGAAAAAGUUAGACAAGCUUUCCUGGGCUUAAUGCCAUAUUACAAAGAACACUUGGAACGGAUAAUUGAAAUAGCUAAGCUUAGAGCCAUGCAGAGAAAAGCAAGAUUUGCAAAAUUGAAGAUCUGUGUUUUCAAGGAAGAAAUGCCCAUCACCCCAUAUGAGUGUCCACUUUUCAACACUCUACGUUUUGAAAGAAGUGAAAGUGAGACAAAACUGUUUGAACAUCACUGUGAAGUAGAUGUAUCUUUUGGCCCCUGGGAGGCUGUAGCUGAUGUAUACGAUCUUCUGCACUGUAUUGUGACAGAUCUGUCAGACAAGGGAAUUACUGUGGAUCAUCAGUGCAUUGGUGUGUGUGAUAAACAUCUGAUAAACCAUUAUUACUGCAAGCGCCCCAUCUAUGAAUUCAAGAUUACUUGGUGGUGGUGUCCUACAAUGCUCAUCUGUGACCACUCUGGAGAUCAUUCUCAACUUUGCUGCACUGCUGCCAGGUACAAAGGAAAAAGCCCCUCCCUUGCUAAAAUCCUGGGAAGUUUUGAUUUCCCAUUUCCUGCGGCGCAGCUGAGUGGAGCUGAAACGCCGCCGCCGCCCAGGAGAACACAUGCAUUUAGUGCUCAUGGAAACUGUAGAAUGACAGCUUGGGAAACUGAAGUUACCUGUUUAAACACAGGACAAGUACAAUUUGGGGCAGCUCCAAUGCAAGUUUCUACAAACAGAACUGAAGAAAUGAGCCUAAAGUCUGAACGCAGAGGAAUUCACGUUGAUCAGUCAGAGCUACUAUGCAAGAAAGGAUGUGGUUACUAUGGAAACCCUGCUUGGCAGGGUUUCUGCUCCAAGUGCUGGAGAGAAGAGUACCAUAAGGCAAGGCAGAAGCAGAUUCAGGAUGACUGGGAGCUGGCAGAGCGACUUCAGCGUGAGGAGGAAGAAGCCUAUGCUAGUAGUCAGAGUACACCAGGGGCCCAGUCACUCACCUUUUCCAAGUUUGAGGAAAAGAAAAGCAAUGAAAAGACGCGCAAGGUGACAACUGUGAAGAAAUUCUUCAGUGCUUCUUCCAGGACAGGAGCUAAGAAGGAGAUUCAUGAAGCUAAGGCUCCUAGCCCUUCGAUAAACAGGCAGGUCAGCAUUGAGACAGAUCGAGCGUCCAAGGAGUUUAUAGAGUUUCUUAGGACCUGUCAUAAAUCUGGUCAAGAAAUUUAUAAGCAGUGCAAAAUGUUUUUGGAAGCAAUGCAUCACAAAAGGGAAUUAAGUAUUGAGGAACAAUCUGAAUGUGCCCAGGACUUCUAUCAAAAUGUAGCAGAGAAAUUACAGACCCGUUCGAAAGUUUCCCCAGAAAAAGUUGAGAAAACAAUGGACCAGAUAGAAAAAUAUAUCAUGACUCGAUUGUAUAAAUAUGUGUUCUGCCCUGAAACAACUGAUGAUGAGAAGAAGGAUCUGGUUGUCCAAAAGAGAAUCAGGGCUUUGCACUGGGUUACUCCACAAAUGCUGUGUGUUCCUGUUAAUGAAGAAAUUCCAGAAGUCUCUGAUAUGGUUGUGAAAGCAAUUACAGAUAUUAUCGAAAUGGAUUCAAAACGUGUCCCUCGUGAUAAGUUAGCAUGCAUCACCCAAUGCAGCAAACAUAUCUUCAGUGCUAUAAAAAUCACAAAAAACGAACCAGCUUCUGCUGAUGACUUCUUACCAACACUCAUAUAUAUUGUUUUGAAGGGAAAUCCACCCCGUCUGCAGUCCAAUAUUCAGUAUAUAACCCGCUUCUGUAAUCCAAGCAGGUUAAUGACUGGAGAGGAUGGCUACUAUUUUACCAAUCUGUGCUGUGCUGUGGCCUUCAUUGAAAAGCUGGACGCUCAAUCUUUAAAUCUAAGCCAGGAGGAUUUUGAUCGCUACAUGUCGGGCCAAACAUCUCCAAAGAAACAAGAAUCUGAAAACUGGUCUUCUGAUGUGUGCCUAGGUGUUAAACAGAUGUAUAAAAACUUAGACCUCCUCUCUCAACUGAAUGAAAGACAGGAAAGAAUUGUCAGUGAAGCCAAGAAGCUUGAGAAAGACCUUAUAGAUUGGACUGACGGAAUUACUAAGGAAGUCCAAGAUAUUGUUGAAAAAUAUCCAUUGGAAAUAAAACCAAAAAAUCAACCCUUAGCAGCUAUUGACUCCGAAAAUGUAGAGAAUGAUAAAUUGCCCCCACCACUGCAGCCUCAGGUUUAUGCUGGAUGAUAAUUUACCAGGAAAGUAUUAACUUCGAAGGGAAUUCUUACACAUCUUUUACUAUUUGCUGCUUGGAAAGGGGAAUAAGUUUGAGGCUAAAAAAAUCAAAUGAGUUUAAAUCAGUACAUUUUUAAAGGUACAAUUAUUUUGUUUAGAGUGAAAUAAAUUGUAUUUAUUUUAGUCAAAGUAGGUUUCUAUUAGGCUUUUGUGGGUUUUUGAACUGAAUUUAAAUUUUCUACACAAAGCCAAUGUAAUUUUUAAGCAACACUAGUCCAUUGACAACUUUUUCCUGAAAGCUUCCUUCUAGGCAUGCACUUGUGUUUUUAAAUAAUGAGUUAAAUUUAAAUUUAAGAAGAAAAAGAUUAGCAGUACUUCUUGAAGGAUGCAAGGCUGGGUGUUCUAGCAGAAACUCAAAGGUACCACUGUUUCAGAGUCUGAAUUUAUUCUAUAGUUGUAAUGAUGAAAGAUAUAGUGUAAAAUAAAUGUGUAGAAUUGUAAAUAGGUUUAAAAAAGUAAUGUUUCAACUGUGCAUGGCACCUUGUGUAUUAGUACAAAAUGAUAUAUAAAAAUGUCCAUUUUUAGCAACUUUUAUUUAGUUCAGUAUGAACUUCACAGUAUAUAUGGAAGUACGCCAUUAAUGUAUUUUAGCAAGCUGGAUGAUGCAACAGAAUGAACUGCAGAUUUGAAAGCUUGACAGAACUAUGUCAUAGUAUUCAUAGCUUUUAAGCUCAUUCUUUCUAAUAACUCUUGGGAUCUGAAAAUGGAAAUAUUUUUUCAUCUUAACGUUUGCCUCCAUUUUUGUCAGUACACUGAUGGUCUGUUGGGUUGCAGGUAGUUGCUAGUGUUGCUUAUUUCUAAGAAGAAAGAGCAUUGAAGCAGGUUUUGGAAGGAGAGGAAAAUGACAGACUUGGAACACGUGGUGAUAGUUGUGGGGAAAUGGCUCAAAUGCUCAGCCAACAGUGACUGCCAUGCAUCAUAUGAACAUGUUUUAGAGGCUACUUUAUUAAAAGCAUGACCCUUUGCUAUGAGCAAGAAAGAGCACAUUCAUUUUUGCAAAAUUGCACUAUUCCAGGCUUUAGUGAUUUUUGAGUACUGAAAGUGAACAAGUUAAGCAUCAAGGUUAAUACAGUUCACUUCACAAAAGCUUUACAUCACUGUGUACUGUAUUUCAUGUGAAAAAUAACCCAGUAGUCCACUCCACAAAACAUGUAACCAUUUGCAGAUUUUUUUAUACUCCAGUGAUACAUUUUAUAUAUCAUUUUAAAUAUCUUCCAGUUAAUUUAGUCUGCCAUGGCUUGUACGUGUACCUGUGAUAUUUAAUGCUUUUCAGAGAUAUUUUCCUUAGCUUGGCUAAGGGCUGUUCUUAAGCAACAUUAAAUUUUUUCCAUCAAGGGGAGGGUACCUAUCCCUUCAUUGUAUUCCAUUGCUUUAAAAAUACUGAUUUUUUUUCAAAAUUUGCACUGCAAUAAUUUCAGACCAAAACUGUGACUUGUCCUAUUUUUAAUUCUCAAAUUGCUGUGUUUAGCGAUUUGAACUAUGCAUUCCUAGUGUUUUAAAGGUAACUAAUUACCCACAUUUCCCUGCAGAGAUGCAGCAAUGAGUCAGUUGAUCACAAGAAAUUACUCUGAGUAGUUACUGUACAUUGAUGAGACUCUGUUCCUAGACUGUUUAAGACCUGGUCAAUGCUUGUAGUGAGUGUUUAUUUUCUCUACAUACAUUAGGUGCUAAUUCUGAUAUCCAGGUACACAUUUGUCUCUUUCCUAAAACUAACUAACUAAAAAAUGUACACACCUUUUAGCUACUGCAUACUAAAUUGCUGUUAAAUAAAAAUAUGUGCAUUAGGCCUUUGUUAAUGA
This is a messenger RNA of Chelonoidis abingdonii (Abingdon island giant tortoise), 4752 nucleotides long. Lineage: Eukaryota; Metazoa; Chordata; Testudines; Testudinidae. The record is from RefSeq and is a predicted model, not a curated record.